Messenger RNA from Aethalodelphis obliquidens (Pacific white-sided dolphin), 861 nucleotides. It is a transcript of the gene HS3ST4, whose product is annotated as heparan sulfate-glucosamine 3-sulfotransferase 4. The record is from RefSeq and is a predicted model, not a curated record. The transcript is spliced from 2 exons. Lineage: Eukaryota; Metazoa; Chordata; Mammalia; Artiodactyla; Delphinidae. Gene Ontology annotation, molecular function: [heparan sulfate]-glucosamine 3-sulfotransferase activity. The coding region runs from base 55 to 810 and encodes 251 amino acids.
UGUCCGGGCAGCGCCGGGGGCCGCCGCCGCCGCCGCCGCGAGCCGGGAGCCGCGAUGGCCCAGUGGUCCGCACCUCCUCCGCCUCCGCCUCCACCUCUCGCCGCGCCGCCGCCGCCCGGCGCCUCGGUUAAGGGCCCGCCGGCGCGCAAGCUGCUUUUCAUGUGCACCUUGUCCCUGUCCGUCACCUACCUGUGCUACAGCCUCCUGGGCGGCUCGGGCUCCCUGCAAUUCCCCCUGGCGCUGCAGGAGCCGCCGGCCGCCGCCGCCGAGCCCCCGCCAAGCCCGCCGCCACCCUCGCUGCCGCCUCCCCCCGUGCGCCUCGGCGCCCCCUCGCAGCCGCCCGCGCCGCCGCCGCCGGACAGCGCGAGCCGCGGGGAGCCGCCCGAGCCCCCCGAGCAGCCUUCCGCCCCCGCGGCCGACGGCUGGGGGCUGGCGAGCGGCGGCGGGGGCGCCCGGGACGCCUGGCUCCGGACCCCGCUGGCCUCUGGCGAGAUGGUCACGGCGCAGAGCGCGCUGCUGGAGAGGGAAGCGCAGGAGUCCAGCACCACAGACGAGGAGCUCGCAGGCCGGAGGGCGGCCAACGGGAGCAGCGUGAGGGGCGGCGCCGUCAGCACCCCCGACUACGGGGAGAAGAAGCUGCCACAGGCCCUUAUCAUCGGGGUCAAGAAAGGAGGGACCCGCGCGCUGCUGGAGGCGAUCCGAGUGCACCCGGACGUGCGGGCGGUGGGCGUAGAGCCGCACUUCUUCGACAGGAACUAUGAAAAGGGACUGGAAUGGUACAGUAUUUUCUCAAGCUGGAGAAGAGGAUGACCUAGGUUGGCAUUAGAAGAUCAAGGAGACCACAGCCUCAGGUAGGAUGCA